This is a messenger RNA of Tetrapisispora phaffii CBS 4417, 2481 nucleotides long. It is a transcript of the gene MSB2, whose product is annotated as Msb2p. Gene Ontology annotation, cellular component: extracellular region; cell surface; site of polarized growth. The record is from RefSeq and is a predicted model, not a curated record. Bases 1 to 2481 code for a protein of 826 amino acids. Gene Ontology annotation, molecular function: osmosensor activity. NCBI's taxonomy places the organism in Eukaryota, Fungi, Ascomycota, Saccharomycetes, Saccharomycetales, Saccharomycetaceae. The transcript has a single exon. Gene Ontology annotation, biological process: fungal-type cell wall organization; hyperosmotic response; signal transduction involved in filamentous growth.
AUGUGGUUCUCAUUAUACCUACUGUCGUUUAUUUUUGCAGUAGUGACUGCCAAUGGGAAUGCUCAACAAAUCAGAAACUCCAGAGCCACUAACGCUGCGGUGGUACAUUCUUUAGGCAAUAAGAUUUAUGGGAACGGCACCAUUCCAAGUUUGUUUUCGAGAUCUUCGAGAUCUGCAAGCUCUAUGAUUGUCAUUCCAACUGAAUCCAGUAGUCUCCAAACAAUAGUAUUUGGAUCAUCUUCACCAACAGGUACCACUUUAACAACAUUGCUGAGUAGUGCAGCAUCAGAACUAAAUGUGAUAUCAUCAUCGACACCACUAGUGAUCGAGACAUCCUCAACACAGCCAUCACCUCUUACAUCGUCAUCACAAGAAUUGCCUGCAACCUCAUCAAUACAAGUGUUGCCUACCACAUCAUCGACUGAACAGUUGUCUGCCACGUCAUCGACUGAACAGUUGUCUGCCACGUCAUUGACACAAGAGUUGUCUGCCACGUCAUCGACGCAAGUGUUGUCUGCCGCUUCAUCGAUGCAAGAGUUGCCUAUCACUUCAUCAACGCAAGAGUCGUCUACCAUUUCAUCGAUGCCACAGUUGCCUGAAACCUCAUCGGCACAACAGUUGCCUCCCACAUCAUCGAUGCAAGAGUUGCCUAUCACUUCAUCAACGCAAGAGUUGCCUGAAACCUCAUCAACGCAAGAGUCGUCUACCAUUUCAUCGAUGCCACAGUUGCCUGAAACCUCAUCGGCACAACAGUUGCCUCCCACAUCAUCGAUGCAAGAGUUGCCUAUCACUUCAUCAACGCAAGAGUUGCCCGCCACUUCAUCGACACAACAAUUGCCUGCAACGUCAUCAACGCAACAAUUGCCUGCCACUUCGUCAAUAGUAGCAACUGCUAGUGCCUCUUCUACGGUCCCAACUACUAUCGCUUCACCACCACCAUCAGAUGUGAUUCCAUCAACUAUACCCACUGAAACCAGUUCAAAAUCAUCAAUCAGCGUUUCUUCAAUCCCACCAACUAAUAUCACAUCAUCGUCUCAAACUGAAACUAUCUCCUCAGUCCUAAUAACCGAUAGUAAAUCUUUUGGAGUUGUUCCUUCAAGUACAACCACACUUUCAGUUUCCAAUAGUACCACAACAUCAUUAGUAGGAACAUCAUCUAACACUGAGGCAUCACAAAUUCUGCCACCAUCGUCAUCCAUUGCUAGAGCUUCCACAACUACUUUGAGUUCGGUUUAUUUGUCUUCUGCUAUCCCUGAAUCGCCAGAAUCCGAAAUUAUCGAAUCAACAAUAACAAAUAGUGGAACUUCAACUGUCGCUACUACAUCAUCUGCUUUCGAUACUUUGCAAACUCCAAUAUCAUCGACACCAAAAGAUAUACCAACACUGGUUACAUCUUCUUCUGAUAUCACUGAAUUUUCAUCUACUACCACAUUUUUUGCUUCUAACACAUCAUCAAAUUGGUGGGUUCCAACAAGAAUAAUCACAGAAUCAGAUAAAACUCAAAAUAGUGUAAGUUCUACUCAAACUGUAUCUACAACGAGAAUUAAACCAAAGGCCAUUGCAGCUCCCACCACCAUUCCAGUACCAUCUGGCUACACUUUAAUUACCAUCGGUUUUAAAGAAGCAUUGAACUAUGACUUCGUCCUUGAUAACCCUGUUUCUAGUGCACAAAUUUUUGCAUUUUUACCUGAAGCACUAGAUCUCCCUUUCCAGUUUGCAAACGAUUCAUCUGUCUCUAUUUUGAAAUUAGUCCCUUAUUCUCUAAGCAAUUACAAUUAUACCGUAUUGGUUGCUGAAGUGUAUUUCCCAUCUGAUAGUAUCGAUGAAUUAUCUAGUCUAAUAAAAGAUUCGGACAGUCCACUAUACACGUUGAAUACAGGCUCAAGAUUAGCUUUGGUUAAUUUAAUUGAUCAAAAUAUUCCUCUCACUGGCUUGGUUAACUUAGAUACUUCAAGUUCAUCUAGUAGCAGUUCAAGUUCAGACAGUUCAUCAGCUGACGAUGAUUAUGAUUCAUCUAGUGAUCUAGAAUUUGGCACAUUAGAUACAAAUAGUAAGUCGGUCUCUGGUAGCGUAUCUUCAAUGAAUAAAAGUAAGUUAACUGGAUUUAUUAUUGGUAUUAUUAUUGGUGGUACACUUUAUAUUGCAUCGAUGAUUCUGUUCUCAAGAUAUUUAGUCAUGAAAUAUAAACAAAAAAAUGCUGGGAAUAACAUCAUCUCAGAUGACAAUUCUAGUAUAAGUAGCAGCGAAUAUGCCUCCGAAAAGAAGUUCCAUGAUUUAGAAAAGAACAUGUUAAGAAGCGAUAUAAGGCAUUCCAUUUCUGCCUCUCUGAAGAUUGCCAACUGGAUCGAUAACACUGAUGAAGCAGCUGGUCCUAAUGAACCAUCUAAUACAAGACACAGUUCCAAUACUAGGCUUAAAGGUAAGUACGUCAUUUCCAAACCAAUAGCAACUCAAAAUUCUUUAGGAUGGAAUGAUAUCUAG